Messenger RNA from Pseudogymnoascus verrucosus, 1323 nucleotides. RefSeq lists its product as uncharacterized. The record is from RefSeq and is a predicted model, not a curated record. Bases 1 to 1323 code for a protein of 440 amino acids. Lineage: Eukaryota; Fungi; Ascomycota; Leotiomycetes; Thelebolales; Thelebolaceae. The transcript has a single exon.
AUGAUCAUCAACGAACUCCCCCCGGACUCCUCCACAACCUCCAACCCCCCUCCGCGCCAAUUCUUCGCAAACCAACCGCCUCCUACGGCUCCCCGCAUAAUCGAGGAAGUCCCAAACAAUGCCGCCCGAAAGACUCUUGCGGAGCUAUUCGCUUCAUAUCCCAAACCCGGCCAACCCAGCCAACCCAGCACGGACACAACCACCUACCCUCCCUCGCAAAACGGUCCAGUUUUGACACACAAUCAACCCAUAAUCGACACUAACACCGCCCAACCAACUCCCCCGGAUGCCCCACAAUCCUCAUACAAUCCCACACAGCACGUUGGUCCUCCUCAAUGCCUAUGGUUCCCGCCUCGUCCGCCAGGCCAGGAUAUCGACGGUAACACCUCCAUCCCCGAUAACCCAUGGACACCCCUCCCCCUUUCAGCCACCAUGGUGGACGGCCCCUAUUCGCCAGUCGCACCCAAAACGCCAAUAGUACCCAGAAACCAAAGCAUCAGCAUGCCUGACCGCCCCAGGACCCCCGCUUCAAAGUUCAAGACCUUCUUCUCAGACAUCCUCUCAUCGGCGACUGCCGUGCCCUCGAAAUCUGCCAAAUCCCAUAUUUCAAAUCCCGCAGUACAGCCAUCAAGGCGUCACUCGACAGUCAACUCCAACCUCCGCCAUCCACGCUCCGAACAGACACAUACCCGCCGCACCCUUGCCACAGCCCUGGCACUGCCAGACUCACCCACCUCGGUCCCCAAGUACGUUAACCCCUUCCUUACGCGUCCUAUCACCGUACCUCCUCGAGUCACCAUCCAUCCCAAAUCCUCACCUGAAAACGUCUCUCCACACACCCCAACCGCCCCAGCUCCCCAAUUCCCUGACGCCCCUUUUCCGCAGCUCAAUACUCACCCCUUCGGCGUCCCUCCCACAGUCCAUGUCCUCGCCGACUGGCCUUAUGGGCCCAUACUCGAGACCAUGAGCCCCCGCACCCGCCGUUUCGCAAUAGGCGGCACAGAUGCUGACGGGAAUGACAUGAAAAUUUACCGCCCGCGGCUUGACCGUGACACAUACCUAGAGUGUCUCCCACCCGCCUCGCGCGUGGUAGUAUGUUGCACGAGCAGCGCAUGUGGAGCUAUAUGUGAGCUCGACGGACGGGCUGGGGCCUGUCGCCGACGAAGUGCCCCCGUUAAAGAUGCGGCGCGCUGGGAGCGUUAUAUGUGGUCAUGUGAGGGUUGUGGGGAAGAUAUGGAGAUGCAGGUAUUGAAGGAGAGCGAGGGCAACUCGCCGACAGGCACGGGGGACGCAUGUUAUAAGAAAGAUGAGCAAGAUGCGUAA